Molecule: messenger RNA, 831 nt
Organism: Rasamsonia emersonii CBS 393.64
Lineage: Eukaryota; Fungi; Ascomycota; Eurotiomycetes; Eurotiales; Trichocomaceae
Exons: 4
Coding region: 1-831 (276 amino acids)
Source: RefSeq, a predicted model, not a curated record
AUGGCCUCUCUCACAAUUGGCCCACUCCUGGGCAAGGCUAGAAAGAGGGCAGCACAGCCAGGCAUAAUAAGGAUAUUAGCUCAAUCAGAUGAAGGCUCGUUUUUCCAACUCCGACAGGGCUCAAAAAAGAGCCAGAGAAAAGUCACACCCUAUGACGAGGACCUUGAUACAGCUGACAAAGAAGAACAACUGCGCCUUUCACUCCAGCGCGGACCCAGCCAGAUCAUCAGUGCAUAUGAGACGAACUCGGAGAGGUUCGGGGAUCGAUUUCCACGUGGUGAUGACCUCGCCCAGAGUUCCCUCACGCAUACCCUUCUCAUUCUCAAUGCAGGUUUAAGACGAAUAAUGUCCUCCAUCAUGCCAAACGACAGAAGAAACGAUGAACUGGCACGUCGGUCCUUACUGAACCUGUCCGAGAGAUCAGCACGAGAUGUUGUAAAUUCACUGGAAGACCUUCGUCAACGAUUGAUGACCUCCUCCAUGGGGUCUCCCCAGUCUGGACUGUUACCGCGAGAUAGAGAGUCAAUUUCGAGGCGGCAUAGUGGUGCAGCUAAGAAGGAAGCCCCUCUAAGGCAGCAGCAGCAAGUUCCACGGAAGAGAGACAAGGACAAAGACAAAGGCCAGCCGAAAGGAAGUCACAAAGAUGCCAUUGCUGCCGGAAGAUCGAAACCAUCUCUUUCAUCAGUGGCGGGUUCAGAUAGCCAUCCCUGCCAGGACGUUGUGCGUGGUGCAUGGGUUCGCACCAGAAACGGCUCCUCGUCGCCGGUGACGGUAAUCACAUCACAUGCCCUCAAGAUUCAGCCAAAGACAGCAGGAACCACAAUAACCUAG